UAAUUUUCACGUGUAGUUGUUAUCAGUGCCCCUUUGUUUAGGUUGCAUUUUACAAAACGUUAUGUAAAUUUUUCAGUUUUAAGGAGAGUUCAAAAUUUGCAAACCAUUGUAAAAUGCAUCGAAACUCGCGGUUAUAUGUUUUCUCAAGUAAUUUCCUAUCCAAACACAAGUUUUCAACUACCAGCCAGCUAAGAACCGUAGCUCCCGUGGAACUCUCCUAUAAUGUCUACGACACGGUUCAAAGCAGUUCUCAAGCUGCACCGGUACUAGUCCUGCAUGGAUUGUUCGGUUCCAAAUUUAACUGGAACAGCCUCUCGAAGGCUUUCCACCAGAAAACGAAACCCACGCGGAAGAUCUUCUCAAUCGAUGCGCGUAAUCAUGGAGAAAGUCCUCAUUCGGAGGUGCAUUCCUACGAGCACAUGGUAGCGGAUCUGGUGGCGCUCUACAAGAAGCUCAACAUUGAAAAGGCCUCCGUGAUUGGGCACAGCAUGGGUGGACGUGCCAUGAUGUUGCUAGCGUUGCAAUACCCCCAUCUUAUAGAUCGAGCCGUCAUCGUGGACAUAUCUCCUGCGCCCGGUAUCGGCACCAACAACACCAACAUCCCACUGUUUCUCCACUCGAUGAAGUCCAUCCGAAUCUCGGCGGAUCAGACGAUCCACCAGGCGCGGAAAGUCGCCGACGAACAGCUGGCCAAGAUCAUUGCCGAGAAGCCGUUGCGAGAUUUUCUCAUCACCAAUCUGGCCAAGUCGCCGGAAGAUGGCUCGUUCCGGUGGAGGAUCAACCUGGAUGCACUGGAACGGAAUUUCAACUCCGGAGUGGCGCAGUUUCCAGCUGUCGGAGGGUUACGCUUUGACGGCCCAACGUUAUUCAUCGCUGGAGGACGUUCGGAUUAUAUCCAACAAAAAGAUAUUCCUGUGAUCAAACAGCUUUUCCCAAAUUCGGAAAUAAAAUUUGUAGAAGGUGCUGGACAUUGGGUGCACAGUGAAAAAUCGGCGGAAUUCGCAAAGGUAGUUCUGAACUUUUUGAACGACAGUAACUUGCACUAAAAGUGCAUAGAAUAAACCCAAUUGUUUAUUGAA
Aedes aegypti (yellow fever mosquito) is the source of this 1079-nucleotide messenger RNA. RefSeq names its product protein ABHD11. Gene Ontology annotation, cellular component: mitochondrion. Bases 114 to 1046 code for a protein of 310 amino acids. The transcript is spliced from 4 exons. The record is from RefSeq and is a predicted model, not a curated record. Lineage: Eukaryota; Metazoa; Arthropoda; Insecta; Diptera; Culicidae.